Molecule: messenger RNA, 1841 nt
Organism: Oryzias melastigma (Indian medaka)
Lineage: Eukaryota; Metazoa; Chordata; Actinopteri; Beloniformes; Adrianichthyidae
Exons: 2
Coding region: 90-1634 (514 amino acids)
Source: RefSeq, a predicted model, not a curated record
GUUUCUUGUUUUCAGGUUGGAAGACUAACUUUAACCUCACUUUAGGGAGGAGAGAGGAAGCUGGAUAUAGCCACCAAACGAUAGUGGUGAUGGAGGACAACCCAGUGGUGGUGGAAUCAGCCACUUAUCUGUUUCUGAGGGAUCCCUCUGUGUCAACACUCCUGAGGUACCAUGAGGGGGCGCUGCAGGUCCUGCGAGGAAGCUCAAGGCCCUCUGGAGGAAAUCACAAUAUUGUGCUGGUGGGCCAUGGCAGCCAGGGCCCCAUGGAAACUUCAAAGCUGGCUGGUUAUGGGCCAGAGGAUAUUGCCAAAUUUGUCACUACCUUAAAAGCUGAAAUCAUCUCUGGUGACGUCGGUACAGUCAGCCUUAUUAGCUGCAGCCUUGGAAAUGACGAGCACUUCAUGCUGAAGCUGUUGCAGGUCCUUCACUCUGCUGGAGUGAAAACAAAGCUGCUUCUGCACACUAGCCUCCUCUCGGUAAACUCUGAUGGGGAGAUAGUGACUGCUACUGGCAGCGGCUGGAGGGCCCAUGACCACACCAGCACAGUCACAGCUGAGCUUUUUGAGAACGGUAAACUUCGGACAGUGAAAGAGCUCGGCUGUACAGGUCCCAUCCUUUCAGAUUAUAAAGGAAAAGCUUUGUACCUGCAGAUGCUGGAGUGGCCGAGCCAUCCACAAAUGUUUGUCCCAGCAGAACUGCGACACAAGUACCCCUCUAUCGACUGUCUGGAGGGUCUUACUUGGAGCUUGUUCUUUGAGGAGACAGAGAAAAGGCGAGCUCCAGAUUACACCCCAGACCACGAUCUAGUGAAAGCAGUUUGGCUUAAAGAGAUAGAGGCAAAUACUGUUGUUCCCAAGCAUAUCAACAAUAUACUGGACCUGCUGGUAGAGAUCAGGUACAAUGCCAGGGAGGAAGUCACCGAAGACCUGUACUAUGUUCUCAAUGACUGUAUUUACAAAGUGCAAAGGAGUAACCUUUCCAUCAGCCUGGUGGGAAAGUUCAUGAGAACGGACAAGGAAGGCGAAGUCGAGGAGUUCCUUCGCAGUUUCAGCAAUGAGGCAGAUGAGUCGUCCCUGCUGGAGCUACAGCAGGGUCUCAAAGCAUCUAAGUUCACUGAUUUCUGUCGCCAGACAUUUCAGCUUCACCACUGCAUCUUCAAUUGCGAGCGAUGGGGCCAAUAUUUCAUGGCUGCAGUGUUUUCAGCGUCUGUGCGCAACUUCCGAACCUUCUCCCUUUUUCUCAUGAGUGUCAUUGGCUGUGAAGUAGGGCGCUCUCACGGGUCUGACAGCCCAUUGUGCACGGCUUUUAUGGGAGAGAACCAUCCCAUGGUGACCAAAGAACCAUGGCCUGAGAACAUCAGACGAGGGUUCUACGGCUGCACUGUUGACAACUAUGAAAUGGCGCCCCAAAAGAUGUGGCUGGAACAAGUGGUUGCCAAAGAAAAUGCUCUGUACUUUAGAUCAAGGGAGGUCAUGAACGCCCUCCAUUACGACGAGCAAACAGAGCUGGACAUCUUUGGGAGAGUCAAAGUCAUGAAUAAGUACGUGUUCUCAUCGUAUAUUGAAUAUUUUCGAGGCACACCUGAAGGAAAGAAACUUAAGAGAGGAUGUACGACUUCACUCCAUAAGAGAUGAAAUCCACACUCCUAUGAUUGGAAACCAUUUUUUACGUUCACUAUUUAAAAAAAGAGUGAAAAAGUUGGGUAGUAAUCAUCAGUUACUAUCAAUGAAUAAGUAAACCUGGAAAGUUUAACGUUGUUUUUCUGUAUUUGUUAAGCAUUAUGCAAUGAAUCUCUACUUUCCUAAAAUGUGCUUGCUUUUCCAAACAAAUAAAAUUUUAAA